Molecule: messenger RNA, 726 nt
Organism: Pyrenophora tritici-repentis Pt-1C-BFP
Lineage: Eukaryota; Fungi; Ascomycota; Dothideomycetes; Pleosporales; Pleosporaceae
Source: RefSeq, a predicted model, not a curated record
AUGCAACCCAUCCAUCCCUUUAGUAAAGCCGCCUCUGUACCACUCCUAGCAUUCCCCUUCCAAGCCCUCGCGCAAUCCACUUACACAAACACAAACCUAACCCUCCGCUUCUUCCAAACCCCCCAGGACGAUACCUGCUCCUUCACCAACAACAGCAGCGCCCUAACCUUCACCACAUCAAGCACCCCCAUCGUAGGCCACUGCUUCGACUUCGCCACGCUCUUCGGCGGCAACACGACCCAAGGCUUCGCCAACCAAUCGCAAAACAUCAUAAACUCAUUCGACGACACAUCAAACGCCGGAAUACACUGGCAGCUCGAGAACCUGGAUACAUACGACCCACAGGGAAACUACUCUAGUCUCCUAUACCGCCAGCACCUAGCCUUUGCAAUAGACGACGAGGAUAAACCAGGCCAUUACGCAAACCUCCUGGUGAACAUUUUCCCAAGCAAAGGGUGCUCGGAGCUGGAUCCGAAGAAUUCGUCGCGGCUGCUGCCUUGGUAUGGGUUCACUUGUUGGAGUGAGAAUGAGGGCAAGUGUGGGACCACGGAGUAUCCUAUAGGUAGCUUCUACGUGUGGGAUCAGGAUAGGGAAGAGAAGGAGAAGGAUUCGGGGGAUUGUUAUUUGUUUGCACGGAUGGGGGCUUCGGCGAGGGUUUCUGCGUCUCUUUGGGGUGCUGUGGGUGCGGUGGUUGGCACGGUGUUUGCUGUUUGUGUGAGGGUUUAG